Messenger RNA from Oreochromis aureus, 1911 nucleotides. It is a transcript of the gene en2b, whose product is annotated as engrailed homeobox 2b. The record is from RefSeq and is a predicted model, not a curated record. Gene Ontology annotation, cellular component: nucleus. NCBI's taxonomy places the organism in Eukaryota, Metazoa, Chordata, Actinopteri, Cichliformes, Cichlidae. Gene Ontology annotation, biological process: multicellular organism development; regulation of transcription by RNA polymerase II; neuron differentiation. The transcript has 2 exons. Bases 1 to 795 code for a protein of 264 amino acids. Gene Ontology annotation, molecular function: DNA-binding transcription factor activity, RNA polymerase II-specific; RNA polymerase II cis-regulatory region sequence-specific DNA binding.
AUGGAAAGAAAUGCUCGCCGAGACCCAGAGCGCCCACGGGACUCCGGGGAGCAGUCCAACCGGGCCAUCCUGCCCCUCUUGCAGCCACCUGGCAACCAACAGUCUCACAGGAUCACUAACUUUUACAUCGACAACAUUUUAAGGCCGGACUUCGGCCUGAAGAGGAAGGAUGGAGCUCCGGAUCGGCAGGGAGACGCUCUUGGAGGGCUCAUACAAAGAGAGGAGCUGACAGGGAGAAAGCCUCCCAAAAGUGCUAACCCUCGGCAGGGUGGAGCAGGAGGCAAAGAAGAGGAGAACCCGGGAGAGAAUGAAGACCAGCAUCCGGACACUGACGCCAGGAGGCCCGGCGUGGUGGCCCGUGAUGUGGCGGCUAAUGACCGCUGCCACAGCCCUCAGGCCAGCACUGCCACAGCGGCCAAGCCGAUGCUGUGGCCAGCUUGGGUGUAUUGUACUCGCUACUCGGACCGUCCGUCAUCAGGGCCCAGAUCUCGCAAACCAAAGAAAGCGCCGACCCCGAGUAAAGAGGACAAACGGCCCCGGACGGCCUUCACCGCGGAGCAGCUCCAGCGGUUAAAAACAGAGUUCCAGAACAACCGCUACCUGACCGAACAACGGAGGCAGAGCCUGGCCCGGGACCUCGGUCUCAACGAGUCUCAGAUCAAAAUCUGGUUUCAGAACAAGCGUGCCAAAAUCAAGAAGGCCUCCGGGAAUAAAAACUCUCUGGCGCUGCAUCUCAUGGCGCAGGGACUGUACAACCACUCGACAGCCAAGGACGCCAAGUCGGACAGCGACUAGAGGAUGACAGUUGACUCUCUGAACAUGCAAUAAAAUCACCAGCAUUCAUAUUUCAAUUCAACACACAGACACACAGCCACAAUAACGUGACAUUUGUCAGUCUUCUCUCUCUCCCUGUUUGUGAGAGAGAUAUUAUGGGUGUAUACUGUGUACUCAGGGCUGUAGAUAUGACGAGGCCCAGCUCAAGUCAAGAUGGAGCCGCAUUCAUGUCAGCCAAAAUCUCCACCGUUUUCUCUCGUUGGAGCCUAAAACCGCGACCAAUGUGGCAUUCAGGGUCCAACGGAAAUAUCUGCGGACGACUGCGAACAAAUAAUAUUAAUGCUGCUCUGUUAAAAUUGACCGAGAAGACAUAUAAUAAAUUUCAGUCUCAUCGAAGUAUGGGAUAAAAUAUCUUUAGGUAGAAUCAAAAUAAAUAAAUAAACGACUUUAAGAACUACUUUUAAAACAGUUAAGUGUACUCCGCAGCUUGAAUUAGUUUAAAGUCGCUGGCAGACCUCUGUUACUGUGACCUGGCUGCAGGCUGGGGAUUCCACUCAGAUGGAAACCCGGAACAAACAGGGUCAGAGGUGUUCGGACAACAGCUGAGGAGCCAUGUUCCUGGUUUAGUAGGUGACAGCGUCAUGUGACACAUCCUACCUGCGUGCCUGCUACACUUCAUCGUGCCCACAUGAGAUUUCGAAUCGUGGAUUUUUAAAAAAAUAAAAAUUAACAAACCAUGUGUGACAGUGAUCGCGCUGCAGUGUGGCCUAACUGCCCGCACAGAAAAAGCAGAGCCGAUAGAACUUUGAUAUUGUGGGCCUGCAGAGGAGGAAAAUGGCCCCAACUGCAGCCGAAACCACGACGGGCUCGAGAGAAGGUGAUCACGCGAUCAAGCAUCAUGCGCACUGCAGCCCCGUCUGAAAACUCUGAGCUAAUAUCCAAAGAUUUCUUUCUGUUGCAUUCCGGGAACUGUGGCGUGGACAAACGGUCCGCUGUGUUCUCCCUGUCUUACUGUACUUUCUGACCACGGUGCUCAUUUUCUUCAGCGCCUCUUGCUUCCUCUUUGCUCUUGCUUUGUCAUGCCGAUAGGAAUGUGAGAACUCAUGCUAUGUCUGGAAUUAAAGGUGUGCUUUAAAU